GAAUUUGAUCCUCAUGCGCUGGAGAUGGAUGGAGAUGUUAUUCUUGGAGGGCUCUUUCCUCUGCAUUACAUAGCUCCGAAACCUGAUUAUGUUUUUAACGACCGACCACAGGUUCAGAGGUGUAGUGGGUUUGACCUGAGGGCUUUCCGCUGGGUCCAGACUAUGGUGUUUGCCAUUGAGGAGAUAAACAGAAACCCCAUGCUUUUACCAGGUGUGAAAUUGGGUUAUCGGAUACUGGACAGCUGUGAUCACGUUCAUACUAGUCUACAGAGUGCCUUCUCUCUGGUCAAUGGAUCUUCUCUCUCACAGACAGAGGACUCUGUAGCCAAAAAUCUUUCCUGCCUCUCUAAAGCGCCUGUUCCUGCAAUCAUAGGAUUGGCAUCAUCUACCCCAACCCGAGCUGUAGCCAACACAUUUGGGCCUUUUGAGAUCCCCAUGAUUAGCUACUUUGCGACCUGCACAUGUCUGAACGAUAAGAAGGUGUACCCAUCCUUCCUCCGCACUGUUCCCAGCGAUGUUUUCCAGGUGCAGGCUCUGGUGCAGUUGAUGGCCCAUUUUGGCUGGCGGUGGGUGGGUACAAUUGGUACAGAGGAUGACUAUAGCCGCUACGGAAUCCAAGCCUUUACUGAGCAGUUUGAAAAAUGGGGUGGUUGUGUGGCUUUUCACCGCACAAUCCCCAAAGUGCCCACUCCAAAACAGAUCAGUGCCAUUACUGAUGCACUGGAGGCCUCUACAGCAAGAGUGAUUGUGGUAUUUGCCACAGAAGGCCAACUUUUGGAGCUGCUAUCAGAGGUGGCACAGAGAAAUCUGACAGGCUGGCAGUGGGUGGCCAGUGAAGCCUGGGUAACUGCCAGUAUUCUUACAGCCCCAGUGUUUCAGCAUGUGUUAACUGGAACUUUGGGUUUUUCCUUUAGAGGUGCAAAUAUUUCAGGGCUGUAUGAGUUUCUUAUGAGAGUACAGCCCUCGGAUAACUUAAGAUCAUUCUUCACUAACAUGUUUUGGGAGGAACAGUUUAAUUGCCGGCUGGAUUAUUUCAGUAGUGAGGGGAUAGACAGACCACUCUGUUCUGGUUUGGAGAAUCUAACACAAGUUAAAAGCAGUUACACAAUCGUGACUCCAGUGCGCGUUUCCUAUAAUGUGUAUAAAGCGGUAUAUGCCAUUUCUCAUGCACUACACCACCUACUACUGUGCACAUCUAUAGCACAGGACUCAAACGAGAGAAGCUGUAACACUGGGGCAGAAUUCACACCUGGGCAGUUGCUUGAUCAUCUGAGGAGAGUGAACUUUACAAACCAGUUUGGAGAAAAGGUGUAUUUUGAUGAAAAUGGUGAGCCAGUACCGCUCUACGACAUCAUAAACUGGCAGAAAGAUGGGAGAGGUGGAAUCAGGUUUCAAAAAGUGGGCAGCUAUGAUGGGUCAGCGCCCCUUUGGCAGCAGCUCAAGAUGGACAUGGAGUUGAUAAAGUUCACAGGAGGGCAGAGCCAGGUGCCAUUGUCUCUAUGCACAGCCCCUUGUCCUCCUGGGACUCGACAGGCCACACGACCAGGCCAACCUAUUUGCUGUUUUGAUUGUCUGCCUUGCACUGAGGGAGAGUUCACCAAUACAUCAGGAGCCACAGAAUGCACCCGGUGUCCUCUGUACUACUGGUCCAAUGCUGAGCGUGUGGCAUGUGUGGCAGGCAUAGAAGAAUUCCUUUCCUUUCAGGAGAUCAUGGGUAUCACCCUUGUUAUCUUGUCACUCCUGGGAGUUGCUGCAGCCACUGCUGUUUCCGUAAUCUUCUUCCUCUUCAGAUCUACACCGAUAGUCAAAGCCAAUAAUUCCGAGCUCAGUUUCCUGCUUUUACUGUCACUGAAACUCUGCUUUCUUUGUUCGCUGGUUUUUCUGGGCCGGCCUUCAAUGUGGUCCUGUCAGGCCCGUCAGGCAGCGUUUGGCAUCAGUUUUGUUCUUUGCAUUUCCUGCAUUCUGGUCAAAACCAUCGUGGUGCUGCUGGCUUUUCACUCCACCAUGCCUGGCUCCAUUUCCCUCAAACGAUUCGGCCCUCCACAGCAAAGAGCAUUUAUUGUCAGUUGCACUGCAGGCCAAGCCAUACUGUGUAUUAGUUGGUUGGCAUUAGCACCCCCUUACCCUUUUAAGAACACAUCUUACCAAGGUGGAAGGAUCAUACUCGAGUGCAAAGAUGUCUGGCCUUUGGGAUUCUAUUUGGUGCUUGGUUAUAUUGGUCUCCUCUCCUGUGUGUGUUUCAUUCUGGCUUUUCUGGGGCGGAAACUUCCAGGCACAUUUAACGAAGCCAAGUUAAUCACGUUCAGUAUGCUGAUAUUUUUUGCCGUUUGGAUCUCAUUCAUACCUGCAUACAACAGCACUCCAGGGAAAUACACAGUAGCAGUAGAGAUAUUUGCCAUUCUGGCCUCCACUUUUGGCUUGCUUUUCUGUAUCUUUGCUCCUAAAUGUUACAUUAUUUUGCUGAGGCCUGAACUUAAUACCAAAAAAGGAUUGACUGGAAAAUCCACAAAAUGA
Silurus meridionalis is the source of this 2514-nucleotide messenger RNA. Its product is annotated as extracellular calcium-sensing receptor. Gene Ontology annotation, cellular component: membrane. The transcript is spliced from 6 exons. NCBI's taxonomy places the organism in Eukaryota, Metazoa, Chordata, Actinopteri, Siluriformes, Siluridae. Gene Ontology annotation, molecular function: G protein-coupled receptor activity. Bases 25 to 2514 code for a protein of 829 amino acids. Gene Ontology annotation, biological process: G protein-coupled receptor signaling pathway. The record is from RefSeq and is a predicted model, not a curated record.